GUUAGGGGUCGCCUCUCGUCAAUACACAAUACACGUAGAGAAUAUGCCAGGAACGUCAAGAAUCAUAGUGAGAAUGGCGGCGUUAUUGAAGGACAGAGGUCAGAUACCAUUCGAGGAAAAAUGGCCAUCGAUGCGACCGAUUAUUUUGAAAUUACUGAAGCAAGAGCCAGUGACGCAGGCAGAAUGGCAGGAUCUAUUUUACUCUGUCCACCUGGUGUGCAUGUGGGAUGAGAAAGGAGCUCCAAAAAUGAAAGACGCUCUCAAGGAGGAUAUCAUGGACUUUAUACAGCAGGCACAGCAGAGAGUUCUCACUCAUCAGGAGGAGCAAGCUCUGUUGAAAGCUUAUAUAGCUGAAUGGAGGAAAUUUUUUACCCAGUGUAAUUAUCUACCGACCCCAUUUCGACAGCUCGAGAGCUCUCUGGCUGGCAAAACAACCUCGAGUAUACAGAAGAGGAAUCCUACCGAGGAGAGUAUCGUUAAGAAGCUUAUGCUAGAUAGUUGGAAUCAGAGUAUAUUCAAUGACAUUAAGAAACGCCUACAGGACUCGGCAAUGCGACUGGUGAGGGCUGAAAGAAAUGGUGAGGCCUUUGACUCACAGUUGGUCAUUGGUGUGAGGGAGUCUUAUGUUAAUCUCUGCUCAAAUAUGUCAGACAAACUUCAGAUCUACAGGGAGAAUUUUGAGGCUGCGUACAUCGAGGCAACUGAGGAAUUCUAUUGUGUCAAGGCACCUGAACAAUUACAAGCAUAUGGGGUUGAGAGCUACAUGAAGUACGCAGACACAAAAUUGCGGGAAGAGGAAUUGAGGGCGCAAAAGUAUCUCGAACCCAAUUGCAUGAGUGUUCAAUUAUUAACAGACUGUUGUGUUAAAGUUCUGGUUGCCUCGGCCAAGGGCCCCAUUCUCGCUGAGUGCCCCAGGAUGAUUCGAGAGCAUCAAACCGAUAAAUUACACUUGAUGAUGAAACUAAUGGAUCGAGUCACUGAUGGGGUUGGCCCGAUGCUAAAGAAUCUCGAGGAGCACAUAUCCAGCGCUGGAUUGGCUGACAUGAUGGCAGCUGUAGACGUUAUCACUCAGGAUUCGGAAAAAUACGUUGAACGUUUGCUGGAUCUUUUCAGGAGAUUCUCGGCCCUUGUCAAAGAGGCAUUCGACGAUGAUCCCAGGUUCCUCACCGUUCGCGAUAAAGCGUAUAAACUUGUUGUCAAUGAUUCGACGGUUUUUCGAUUGGAAUUACCCUCGAAGAGUGGGCCUGGUCCUGCCACUGCUGUUGGUGGUAAACCGAACAAUAAUAAUAACGGCCAACCGGAGUCAAAGUGCCCGGAAUUGUUGGCUAAUUACUGUGAUAUGCUUCUCAGGAAGACCCCACUGAGUAAAAAACUCACGUCCGAUGAGAUUGAGAGCAAACUUCGUGAUGUUCUUUUAGUUUUGAAAUAUGUGCAGAACAAGGAUGUCUUCAUGCGUUACCACAAGGCUCAUUUAACGAGGAGAUUAAUUUUGGAUACCUCAGCUGAUUCGGAAAAGGAGGAGAAUAUGGUGGAGUGGUUGAGGGAGGUGGGCAUGCCAGCCGAUUACGUUAAUAAACUCGCAAGGAUGUUUCAAGAUAUCAAAGUCUCUCAAGAUCUUAAUCAGCAAUUCAAGGAGCAGUGCAGGGCAACCAUAGCAGAUAGCAUUAAUAUCAAAAUUUUGAAUGCCGGGGCGUGGGCCAGGAGCAAUGAAAGGGUUACAGUUAGCCUGCCACUUCAACUGGAGGAUUAUAUACCCGAGGUUGAGGAUUUUUAUAAGAAAAAACACAGUGGAAGAAAGCUACAGUGGUAUCAUCACAUGUCCAAUGGCACCAUAACAUUUGCCAAUCAGGUAGGGAGAUUCGAUGUAGAUGUGACGACUUUUCAAAUGGCUGUGCUCUUCGCCUGGAAUCAACGACCACUCGAGAGAAUAUCGUAUGAAAAUCUUAGAUUAGCUACAGAACUUCCUGAUCCUGAGUUGAGAAGGACCUUGUGGUCUUUGUGUGCUUUUCCCAAACUUAAGAGGCAGCUCGUACUGGUGGAUCCUCCUGCCUCCAGUCCUAAGGAUUUCACUCACGAUACCAGAUGCUGGGUCAAUCAGGAAUUCGCUAUUGUGAAAAAUGGAAAACUCCAGAAACGAGGGAAAAUUAAUCUCAUUGGGAGACUUCAGUUGUCGACAGAACGUAGUAAAGAGGAGGAUAAUCAGUGCAUCGUGCAGUUGCGAAUAUUGAGAGUACAGGAGGCGAUUAUAAAAAUAUUGAAAAUGAGAAAGACGAUGAAUAAUGCACAGCUACAGACAGAGCUGAUUGACAUAUUGAAGAACAUGUUUUUACCGAGCAAGAAAAUGAUCAAAGAGCAAAUUGAAUGGCUGAUAGAGCACAAAUACAUAAAACGACAUGAUGAUGAUAUAAAUACAUUCGUCUACGUGGCAUAACCCGAGAUCUCGUUUUGUAUGUUCCUCUUCCGUUUCAUCAAUUGAUGUCGUGUAUAUUUUUAUAACAAUUCCUAAGAUUUCUACCAUUAUUCUCUUUCAAUACCAACGAAGAGUGAAUCAAGACUUAUGAUAAAUAAAGGGCGAUGAGAAGAAAUGAUUGUAUAAUCAGUUGAUGGCCUAUGGGAUAACACGUUGAAAGCGAAAUCAUGUGAUUAUUGGAAAGCAUUAAAAUUCUCAAACGUCUUCAAACAAAUAUAAAUAUUAAAAUUAAAUAGUCUAGUGUCCAGUGGAUCAAGUCUGAUAGGGAAUAUCUUGUAUAAAGCCUUCAAUAAUAUUUCAAUGAUUUAAUCAAGCGUGUAACGUGUACAAGUUUAAACAUCAUUGAUUAAACAAUAAUUUUUUUCAAA
This is a messenger RNA of Fopius arisanus, 2838 nucleotides long. RefSeq names its product cullin 5 (gene Cul5). Bases 44 to 2431 code for a protein of 795 amino acids. Gene Ontology annotation, cellular component: SCF ubiquitin ligase complex; Cul5-RING ubiquitin ligase complex. Lineage: Eukaryota; Metazoa; Arthropoda; Insecta; Hymenoptera; Braconidae. The transcript is spliced from 4 exons. Gene Ontology annotation, molecular function: protein-macromolecule adaptor activity; ubiquitin protein ligase binding. Gene Ontology annotation, biological process: SCF-dependent proteasomal ubiquitin-dependent protein catabolic process; protein ubiquitination. The record is from RefSeq and is a predicted model, not a curated record.